Messenger RNA from Cyphomyrmex costatus, 672 nucleotides. RefSeq lists its product as uncharacterized. NCBI's taxonomy places the organism in Eukaryota, Metazoa, Arthropoda, Insecta, Hymenoptera, Formicidae. The coding region runs from base 1 to 672 and encodes 223 amino acids. The transcript has a single exon. The record is from RefSeq and is a predicted model, not a curated record.
AUGAAAGAAUCUGCUGCGGAUCUAGAAAAACUUUAUACUACUGUCACACAAAUAUAUAGAUCACUGGAAACUCUUAGGAGACCAGUGGAUACUUGGGACGACUUUCUAAUUUUUACUGUCAUUCAACGGCUAGAUUCAGAAUCUGUAAAGGCUUGGGAACAGCAUAUUGGCUCUUCACGGGAACUUCCUACGUGGAAACAAUUUCUGGAGUUUUUAAUCACUCGAUUACUGACACUGCAAAACUACGAAAAAGCUCGAUUAGGUAAGCUUUUACAAACGACUCAACUUCCUUUAAAAUCUCAUUUUCAAGGUAAAUUCCAAGAUGAGAGCUCAAAAUCCUGUCCUUUCUGUUCGGAGCCUCAUUGGCCAUACCACUGUCCGCAGUACAAAACAAAACCGGUCCAACAACGAGUUGCUCUUGUGAGAAAACAUCACUUAUGCUAUAAUUGUCUUGGUCCUCACAGAGUGGUUCAUUGUCGUAUGUCAGUUCAUUGCAAAAAAUGUGCUGGAAAGCAUCAUGUCACACUUCAUCGCGGAAACUUUGACGCCGCAAAAUCUAAGGUUACUCAUUUAAAAUCUGAAUCCACAGGAAAGUCAGAAAAAUCCACUGAGGUUGAAUCUAAUACUCAUUCGGAAUUAAAAGGCGGCUCUCAGGUUCUUCAUUCCAUUUGA